Protopterus annectens (West African lungfish) is the source of this 1024-nucleotide messenger RNA. RefSeq names its product haloacid dehalogenase like hydrolase domain containing 2 (gene HDHD2). The record is from RefSeq and is a predicted model, not a curated record. Gene Ontology annotation, biological process: dephosphorylation. Gene Ontology annotation, molecular function: phosphatase activity. NCBI's taxonomy places the organism in Eukaryota, Metazoa, Chordata, Ceratodontiformes, Protopteridae. The transcript has 7 exons. The coding region runs from base 147 to 926 and encodes 259 amino acids.
UCCAUUGUCUAUCACCGCUUAGCUUUUCCCCGACUGAUCUUCAUUGGGUGGUACUUAUCGUAAAGAAAAGCGAAGCGGAUUGGUUUCUUUAGGAUUUUAUUUAACUAUGGAUUGAGUUUUGUUGGUGGGAAUUACUGCAGUAAAGAAUGGCAGUACGCAGUAAACUGAAAGCUGUUUUGGUGGAUCUAAGCGGCACACUCCACAUUGAAGAUUCUGCAGUAUCUGGGGCCCAAGAAGCACUUAGAAGAUUGCGCACUGCUCCACUUGCUAUUAAGUUUGUCACAAACACAACUAAGGAAUGCAAGAGAGUCCUGUUUGAACGUCUGAAAGUCAUGAAUUUUGAUAUAAAUGAAGAUGACAUAUUUACAUCUUUGACUGCUGCCAGAAAUCUACUAGAGCAGAAGCAAGUAAGACCUUUCCUAUUGGUAGAAGACAGUGCACUUGAGGAUUUUAAAGGAUUAAAUACAGAUGAUCCUAAUGCAGUGGUCAUAGGACUGGCACCAGAGCACUUUAAUUUUCAGACUAUGAACAAAGCAUUUAGAUUAAUUCUGGAUGGCGCACCCCUCAUAGCUAUACAUAAAGCCAGAUACUACAAGAGGAAAGAUGGUUUAGCUUUGGGCCCUGGACCAUUUGUCACUGGGCUAGAGUAUGCCACAGACACCAAGGCUAUUGUAGUGGGAAAACCGGAAAAAACUUUCUUCUUGGAAGCUUUGAGAAGCAUUGGCUGUGCACCAGAAGAAGCAAUUAUGAUUGGUGAUGAUGCAAGAGAUGAUGUUGGAGGUGCACAGAAUGCUGGAAUGUUGGGUGUGUUAGUAAAAACUGGCAAAUAUCGAUCUGGGGAUGAAGAUAAAAUUACCCCAGCACCUUUUCUUACUUGUGACAGUUUUCCAGAGGCUGUGGACUAUAUUCUGAAAAACAUGAUUUAAGUGAAUAUUUAUAAUCUGGCGUAGAUGUUAUAUGCUACAAAAUCUUUGUUGGCCUUUUGUUUCGAAGAUGAGUAAAUGAUUAAAUAAUUUAACCACCA